Molecule: messenger RNA, 1248 nt
Organism: Anopheles nili
Lineage: Eukaryota; Metazoa; Arthropoda; Insecta; Diptera; Culicidae
Product: membrane-associated guanylate kinase, WW and PDZ domain-containing protein 1-like
Exons: 3
Coding region: 126-1031 (301 amino acids)
Biological process (GO): muscle structure development; actin cytoskeleton organization
Cellular component (GO): adherens junction; stress fiber; Z disc
Molecular function (GO): actin binding; muscle alpha-actinin binding
Source: RefSeq, a predicted model, not a curated record
ACAGUCAAAGUAGAAAACGAUUUCCCAGACGGACGUUGGGAAUCUCGAAUUAUUGUUUUUUUUUGUCGGACGACUCCUAGCGAGCUAGGCAUAGUACAGCGACACUAACAGAGCGCUCCGCAAGGAUGGCACUGGACGAGCCCAAGGUGGCACCCGCGGGAGACCAGCAAGUGGUGGAUUCCAAUGGAACGAACAAUAAACGUGACGACGCUCCCGACUACUACAAACAGCCCAAGUUCAAGCGAAACAUCAUCCCCUUCGACACCGAGGACCUGUCCGUGCGAGUAAUCCGGGAACGUUUUCUCAUCCCGAACCAGGUGUCCGAGAACAGCCCGGCCCAAAAGGCGGGCCUGAAACUGGGCGAUCAGAUCCUGAAGAUCAACGGUGCCGACGCCUCGGCCAUGCGCCUUGCCACGGCCCAGUCCGUCAUCAAGCAGGCCGGGGAACAGCUGCAGAUGAUCGUGGCAAAAGACGACGAGCAAAACCGAGCAGCUGAAGAGCAGGGCAAACCAAAGGAAACGCGCGAGGUCAAGUUCGUAGGUAACGAGGAGCAACCGAAGGCCGAUGUCACUAACAAACCCGCUCCCAAUGUCCAAAACGACGAACGUGAAAACUGGACACAGCCUCCAGAGCGCAAGGUGUGGCAUCCGAUCGUAUGGCAGCAGCCACCACCUCCGAUCCCACCAGAUCUAUACGGCAAGGAUGCACCGCACCAGCAGCUGAUCGCGAACAUUCGCCGGUUGCUGACGGAGACCGCAGCCAAGCCGGAAGAGCGCCAGAAGCACAUCGAGCGUAUGAUGCUUUCGCUGCCGACGGGAUCUCGGCGGGAGGAGGACGAAGAGGACCUGCCACCCCCGCCGGCUCCGAAGCCUAAGAAGAAGAAGAAGAACAAGGGCAAGGCGAAGGCGAAGGUCGCCCCAAGGCCACGCCUGGACAGCGAGACGUCCGAGGAAGGAUCGACGGCUGAGUAUGCGGAAGAAGCUAUGGCUCCAGCAGAACCGAUUCCGGAAGAAGUCAGUGUUGACGCCUAACCGAGGCGGAUCGGUUGGUCGGCGAGUGCUUUCUAGGAGUAAUGAGCAGACUACGAGGGCUCUGCAGAUGUUCCAGCAGAUCACACGCGCGCGCGUUAGGCAAUGUAUUACACGAAGCGAAACCGAAACCGCCAGAGCCCCAUCGUUCUCUGUGACCACUGUACUUAACCUCGAUUUGUUCGUUUGUUGAAUAAAAUCGUUUCUUUAAUUUUUUAAA